UCCCGGUCCCGGGAAGCGGGAGCGGGCACACUGAGCACGGCAGGGCACGGCCAGGGCCGCCCGCAGCCCCCCGGCAUGGCCCGGUCCCGCGUGGGGAACAGGCUCUCCCCGUGGGGGCCCCACUCCUGAGAGCUCCCAGGUGUGCAGGUCUGGCUGGCACAAGAUGGCCACUCCAGUGAGGAUGUUCCCAGUUUCCCUGUGGACACCGACAACGGCUCCCUGGCCAGGAGGGAGCAACACCACAGAAGCACCCGAGGCAAAGUGUGUCUUUGACGAAGAGUUCAAGUUCAUCCUGCUGCCCGUCUCCUACGGCAUCGUCUUUGUGGUGGGGCUGCCCCUCAACUCCUGGGCCCUGUGGAUGUUCAUCUCCAGGAUGAGGCCCUGGAACGCCACCACCACCUACAUGGUCAACCUGGCCCUCUCGGACACGCUCUACGUCCUGUCUCUGCCCACCCUGGUCUAUUAUUACGCCGACCGCAACAAUUGGCCCUUCGGGACGGGGCUUUGCAAGUUCGUGCGCUUCCUCUUCUACGCCAACCUCUACAGCAGCAUCCUCUUCCUCACGUGCAUCAGCGUGCACCGCUACAUGGGCAUCUGCCACCCCAUCCGCUCCCUCAAGUGGGUCAAGACCAAGCACGCCCGCAUCAUCUGCGUGGCCGCCUGGCUCGUGGUCACCAUCUGCCUCAUCCCCAACCUCAUCUUUGUCACCACCAGCUCCAAGGGCAACAUCACCCUGUGCCACGACACCACCAAGCCCGAGGAUUUCGACCACUACGUGCACUACAGCUCCUCCAUCAUGGCCCUGCUCUUCGGGGUGCCCUUCCUGGUCAUCGUCGUGUGCUACUGCCUGAUGGCCAAGCGGCUCUGCAAGUCCAGCUUCUCCAGCCCCGGCCUCCGGAUGCCCUCCUACAAGAGGCGCUCCAUCAAGAUGAUCAUCGUGGUGCUCGCCGUCUUUGCCAUCUGCUUCGUGCCCUUCCACAUCACCCGCACCCUCUACUACACCUCCCGCUACUUCCAGGCCGACUGCCGGACCCUCAACAUCAUCAACUUCACCUACAAGAUCACGCGGCCCCUGGCCAGCAUCAACAGCUGCCUCGAUCCCAUCCUGUACUUCAUGGCUGGGGACAAGUACCGGGGCUGGCUGCGCCGCGGGGCCGCCCAGCGCCUCCGGCCCAUGCCCACGCUGGACCUGGCCCUGGUGUCACCCUUCACAGACAAUGGCACGGGUGGCAGCCACACGGCCAGCGUCACCCGAGGCACCGGGACCGCGCGCAGCGGAGGCGGCUGCUGAGGGUGUUCUGGAGCCUCAGCCCAGGGCUCCAGGACCUGCAGCCCCUCAGGGCUCCCUGUGGGCGCUCUCAAGUCCCCAGAGCUGAGCUGUCCCUGCCCAGACCUGCAGGGCGGAGGGCUGGAGGCCACAGGUUGGUCCCAGCCCUGCCCUGGGGGGCCGUGGGAGGAGGGUGCUGGUGCUGGUCAGGACAGGAGAGCCACCAGGCACUCAUGGGAAUGGGAAGGACACUGAGGAGGCUCUUUUGGGGCAGCAGGCUGGUGCUCCAUCCCUGGCACUCCUGUGGACACAUGGGGCUGACAAGUCACUAAAGAGAAGGGACACUGGUGCCUCCCUGGACACAGCUCUUCCAGAGGGCUCAGUGGUGACAUGUAGGGACCAGACUGAACCUGGGGACAGAGCCCACCCUGGGUGGGUUCUCAGAGAUGUCCCUAUCACACUGCUGGCCUUGGCAGAGGGGGAGUGACAUGGCCUGGGGCACUUGCUGCCCACGACUCCCAAUAAAGCCCCUUCUCCUCUCUGCACACAGGCCUGUUUCUCCCUGCAGCAUAAGGAAGAAGGACAGGACAAUCAC
Messenger RNA from Poecile atricapillus (Black-capped chickadee), 1862 nucleotides. RefSeq names its product pyrimidinergic receptor P2Y4 (gene P2RY4). Lineage: Eukaryota; Metazoa; Chordata; Aves; Passeriformes; Paridae. The record is from RefSeq and is a predicted model, not a curated record. Gene Ontology annotation, biological process: transepithelial chloride transport; G protein-coupled receptor signaling pathway. Bases 164 to 1291 code for a protein of 375 amino acids. The transcript has 2 exons. Gene Ontology annotation, cellular component: plasma membrane. Gene Ontology annotation, molecular function: G protein-coupled purinergic nucleotide receptor activity; G protein-coupled UTP receptor activity.